AACGCCUUUUAUUUAUUUUAAACCAAAUCUUUCUCUCCCAAGAAUUCCGUGUUUAUACUUUCUGGGCCCUCUUCCAACUCCGCUCCUGUUCUCUCUCUCUCUUUUGCAUAUUAUAUACAUGAUCAAUAUAAUUUUAUAGCUGCCUUCAUAUCUGAAACUUUUUAUAACUUCUUCGAGAAAUUUCCUCAACAUCUCUUUGUUCAUACGUCCUUUCUUGAUCAAUCUUAUUUGUAUCUGUUUAUCUUGAAUAUAGAGAAAGACCAACAUACAGUUUUCAUUAAUCAGAAACAUGAUUCAAACAGUUAAGCAUCAUGUUCCAGAUAGUGCUUUUUCGACUCCAUCGUUAUCUUCAACGCCAAGCAGCAGCAGCGGAAGAAGCAGUGAUACGGAUGAAAGCCCAGUGACAUCGUUUAGAUAUGACUUUCAAGAUCUUAAAUUCAAGAUUUUGAACGUGCCCUCAAGUUUUCAUUCGCAUAAAUUGUUAGCAAAUCUAUCGGGUCACAUUGGAUCAGUUUCUUGCCUAGCUUUAUGUGGAGAAUUUAUCCUAAGUGCUUCACAGGGCAAGGAUAUCAUAGUAUGGCAACAGCCUGAUUUGAGGCAAUUCACAAAGUUUGGACAUGGAGAGGGCUCGGUUAAGGCACUUGUCACUGCUGGGAACAAAGUUUUUACAGCACAUCAAGAUAGUAGAAUUAGAGUGUGGAAGGUUUCAAGAAGUUCCGAAAAUUUGUUCAGGCUUCUUGAUACUCUUCCCACUACUAAGGACUAUUUGGGGAAGUUCAUGAAGCAAAGCAAUUACGUGCAAACAAGGCGACAUCAUAAGCGUUUGUGGAUUGAACACACGGAUAGUAUUUCUUGCUUGGCUGUCUCAAACAGUUUAAUUUACUCCGGAUCAUGGGAUAAGACUCUCAAGGUUUGGAGGAUGUCGGAUUUCAAGUGUUUGGAAUCAAUAAAAGCCCAUGACGACGCAAUCAAUGGACUAGUUGCUUCCAAGGGAAUUGUCUACUCUGCAUCAGCAGAUGGGAGGAUCAAAGCCUGGGGGAAGGAGGGGAAGAAUAAUAAGCAUUCGCUUAAGGGAAUUUUUGAGGGGCAUAAGGAUAUAUCACUGAAUUCAAUAGUUGUAAAUGAGGAUGGAAAUUUGGUUUAUGGAGGAGGUUCAGAUGGUUAUAUAAUGGGAUGGUUGGUGAAUAAGGAUUUUGAUAGUUGGAGGGUAAUUUGUGAGACUAAAGCGCAUAAAAUUGCGGUUUUGUGUAUGUGUCUAAUGGGGGAGUUUUUGUGCAGUGGAUCAGCAGAUAAAAGUAUUAGUAUAUGGAAAAGAGAGAUCAAAGGCGGCUUGGUUAGAACAAUGAUCAUUAAAGGCCAUGAAGGGCCAGUUAAAUGCUUGCAGGCAUCUCCAACAAGAGUAGGGGGUGGAUUCAUGCUCUAUAGUGGAAGCCUUGAUAAAAGUCUCAGAGUUUGGUGGGUUCCAAAUUAUUGUUCAACAGAACAGAUCACUUCUUCAAUUGAUGGUACACCCAAAAUUUCGACAGUUUUCGUUUAAGAAGUUUUCAGAUUUGCAAGGGAUUAAGCACUGCUCCUCUUUUCAAGUGUCAACGGUGCAUUUAGAAUCAGUUUUGGCUUUUUUCCUAAGUGUCAAAAUUUGUUUUAAGGUUCAUUUAGAUUGCAGAAAGAAGAAAGGCAAAUUCAAUUCCUUGGUUCUUUAAAAAUUGGUUCUGGGAUAAGUGUUCUGUGUAUUCAGUUUAAGACAAUUUAUUUAGGAAAUAAUUAACACUGCUUGGAAGGAUUAUAUUUAUAAGUGUGUUGUCUCCUUUUGCACUUUGUUGUCUUUUGAAAUGUAAUUAGAUCAUUGAGUGAUUGAAGUUCAAUAAUAUUUUCCCUUUCUCGAGAUA
This is a messenger RNA of Olea europaea var. sylvestris, 1886 nucleotides long. RefSeq names its product protein JINGUBANG-like. The coding region runs from base 290 to 1537 and encodes 415 amino acids. Gene Ontology annotation, molecular function: protein binding. NCBI's taxonomy places the organism in Eukaryota, Viridiplantae, Streptophyta, Magnoliopsida, Lamiales, Oleaceae. The transcript is spliced from 2 exons. The record is from RefSeq and is a predicted model, not a curated record.